AUGGCAGAUGAAAAGGAAAAUGAUCAACUCAAAGUGAUAACGGUGGAAUUCAAAGUCUCCAUGUAUUGUAAUGCAUGUGAAAGAAACGUGGCCAAAACAAUUUCAAAGUUUAAAGGAGUGGAGACAUUUACAACAGACAUGAACAAACACAAGGUAGUGGUAAUAGGCUGUAUCGAUCCACAAAAACUUGUGAAGAAACUAAAGAAGAAGACAGGGAAGAGAGUAGAAAUUAUAGUAAAGAAGGAAGAAGAAGAAGAAGAAAAAGAAAAGGCUACAAAAGAAAAUUAUGAUAAUCAAGGAAAUGAUGCAGGGCCACCAUUUUUCUUGGAUUUUUGUGAAGAGGAAUUGUUAAUGUCAUUUAGUGAUGAAAAUCCAAAUGCAUGUUCGGUUAUGUAA
Messenger RNA from Manihot esculenta (cassava), 396 nucleotides. RefSeq names its product heavy metal-associated isoprenylated plant protein 19. Gene Ontology annotation, molecular function: metal ion binding. NCBI's taxonomy places the organism in Eukaryota, Viridiplantae, Streptophyta, Magnoliopsida, Malpighiales, Euphorbiaceae. Bases 1 to 396 code for a protein of 131 amino acids. The transcript is spliced from 3 exons. The record is from RefSeq and is a predicted model, not a curated record.